CCUGCAAUAUGAGUGCCAUUGUGCAGACUACACACAGCUUCAGGUACACCCGGAGAUUUAGUUUCGUUACACCUUCAGGCGCAGGUCGAAUGAAAUAUGCUCUUGAUUUUCUUUAUAACUUAACCGUUGACAGCUCGCCAUGAACAGCCAAAAAGAUCUUGACGAUUUUCGAAAUAGAUGGCUAGAAGAGCUGAAACAUCAAAUUCCUGUGGGCGAGCAGCACUCGGCUUCUGGAGAAUUAAAAGACUGUGCGAAUGAUGAGUUGGAAUCUGUGGACAGCUGUAAGGAAGAUGUUAUAAGCAAGCCUCACGAGAACUGUCAAAUAACCGACAACCCUCGGAUUCCUCCGCUUCAUGGUAAUUAUUGUGAAACGGGUUCCACCGUUCCAGACGCAACACCUCAAUAUUUUCCAUUUCGUGUGUUGAGUAAAGUGUCGAACCCCGAAAGCUGGGAAGAAGUUCAGAGAGCCAGAAAGAGAUUUGCUUCAGAUAAAUGCAGUGCUGUCACGUCAGUGAAGAAAGGAAAUUAUUUUGCCGAAUCGAGUCAUACUCCAGCUCAACAAAGAAAUAGUGUAAGCAAUCAGUAUGUCGCAUCAAUUAAUCAGAAAAAGGAGACGAUAUCACUACUUGUACAUAAAGAACGAUAUCUGGAUCUCUUCAUUGCAGACCUGAAUGAGAUCAAUGAAAUCCCAUUCUUUGACAUCAGUAUUCCUCGAGAGUUGGCCAUCAAGAUUUUCUGGCACCUGGAUGCUACUGAUCUGUGUCACUGUGCACAGGUGAGCAAAAGCUGGAGAAGUCUUGCUGAGGACGAGCUUUUGUGGUGCCGGCUCUGUCACCAGCUUGGGUUUGAGCAGGAAAAAGUAACUGUGGAGUGUGCUGAUUGGAAACGCCGAGUCCAGCACUACACAAUCCUUAACCGCACCUUGGACCACAACUGGAAGAAUCGAACUGGAAAACUCCAUAGUUUGCAACAUGUCAAGGGAGGAGUACUGUGUGCAGCCUCAUCUUUCAAGUCCUUUCUUGUUGCUGGGUACAGUAACUGUCAGACCAAACUAUGGGAUGUAUAUUCUGGAGAGACCUGUAUCUUUCAGCCUAGUAGCACAGCCCUCAUCCUUGAUGAAAAUACUGAGGAAGGAACCAUCACUAAUGAAGUACAGCAUGUUGCAGCAUGCAGCAAAGUGACUGCAGCAUCCUAUAGUCAUAAUUUUGUGGAUGUUUGGAGCAAUGAAGAAGGCACCAGUCCUAUAUACACUGUGUCCCAGUUUGGGACAGGGCUAGUGUCUGCUCUUAAACUGUGGGAGAACAAUUGCAGUGUGUUUACUGCUGUGGCCUGUGGCUCAACACUUCAGGUACAUGUGGUGGAGCACAGUUAUGGCCACCUCAAGGAACACAUGGACUUUGAGCUCAAUGUCAAGGAUCUUGUCUGGCUGCAGUCUCAUUCAGCUUCUCCAUCUUUGACACCAAUCAUUGCUGUGGCUACAGUCAACACAGUCAGCAUUGGCAAAUUUUCCACCGACACUGAACACUUAGCAGACUGGUUUGAAAUCCACAAUAUUGUUGAUGCCCCAAUCACCUGUCUGGAUGCUCGCCUUGACCCCUCGCAUGUAGCUGUGGGCUUUUCUUUCUAUAGCUUCCCAUCUGAACUCAUCAAGGUUAAUGUUUAUGAUUUGACAACGCAGCAGCUGGUGACAACUUUGAGUGGUCAUACUUCAGUUUUGUCAUGCAUUAAUGUGGUUGACAGUCCCCCCUUCCAGUUGGUGUCUGGGAGCAGAGACAGAAAGGUUCGAGUGUACGAUACACGUAUAGAUCAGUCUGCAAUGAUGACACUGAUUGGCCAUUCAUCAACUGUGACCUGUGUCCAGAUGGACAAUGUUAAGGUGGUGUCUGGUGAUGAAGGUGGCUUUGUGUGUGUCUGGGACCAGCGCAUGGCCAGCAAGCUGUGGGAAAUGCAUGACAGGCAUCCAGUCAGCUACUGUCACUUUGAUGAGCGACUGUUGGUGGUGGCCCAUGAGCCAGUGGUUAAACAGCAGCAGUCAAAGUAUGACUAUGACACGGGACUACAUCAGAGGCAUCGAGGCUCUUUUCAUGUGUAUGAUUUCCUGACAGACCAGACUACUAAAGGGGUUCCAGACAUCUGUCUGUCCACAUACGAUGAACCUCAGGGCUACAAUUACAACAUUUGUCUAACUGUGCCUUAUGACCAGGUGUGAUUGAAAUAUGUCAACCAGAAUGGUGAAAAUGUUCAGGUCACUUUGGAAGUCCGUAGCUACAUAAUCCAUUGUGUACCUAUGAUCAGGGGUGAUUGCGCUGACAUUUCACAUCAUCUUCCUUAGUAUUCAGAGGUUUUGUAACUUGUCUGAACUAUUUGUGACCUGCCACCACAGAAUGAGUCUUGUAAGAAAUUAGAGAUUAUGCAAAUUGUUUAUUUUUAAAAUGUACAGGUUUUGACUUUUCUAUUUAUACUAAAGUUGUUCUCCUAGUCCUAAAAUUGAGUGAGCUAUAAAGGUUUGAAGUGUGCAAGUCCAAUGGCACAAAGUUGACCCUAAUCACCUUUCUAGGCCUCUACUAGGAAACUGCUUUGUGCGACUUUGACCUAUUCGUGGUGCCAGGUCACAUUUGAUCUCAACAGACCCAGCGAACAUGAUGAUCAGAACUUCCAGAUGACUGCUGCCCUGUCUGUAUAGUAGAUCCCCGGUUUUCAAACUUUUUCAGACAAGUACCACUUUUGAAAAUUCGAAUUCAUCAAGUCUAGGACUUAAUCAUGGUGCUCAAGUACCACCUGUCAUACCUUCGCCUUUCAGUAGUGGUACGUAUACCACAGUUUGAAAACCACGGUAGUAGUUGCCAAAGAAGAAAAUUGUCACAAACUAGACGAGGGUAGGCACAGAACUGACUUCACAAACUUUGCCUAUCAAAGUUGAAGGUUUCCUUGAGGUUGACCAGUUCAGACAGUACCAAAUAAAGUUAAACAGGAUGUUGGAUGCUGGAACAUUUUAUAAUUGAUGAGCAGAAAUGCUAAACUGUCAAGCUAGAUGUGAUUGAUUAAAUGUUAUGAAUAUAACUCCAUGCUACUCAAGUGUGAUGUCCAUCUAUAAAAAUGCAUGGAAUAUACAGUACUUAUGAAUACAAAGUGCUUUUUUGGGCAACACAAUGAAUUUGUAUUGAAGACAAAUCAUGUCAAUUAAAGUGAGCAGAAUAUG
Molecule: messenger RNA, 3199 nt
Organism: Pomacea canaliculata
Lineage: Eukaryota; Metazoa; Mollusca; Gastropoda; Architaenioglossa; Ampullariidae
Product: F-box/WD repeat-containing protein 8-like
Exons: 11
Coding region: 140-2209 (689 amino acids)
Molecular function (GO): protein binding
Source: RefSeq, a predicted model, not a curated record